Messenger RNA from Drosophila rhopaloa, 2954 nucleotides. RefSeq names its product solute carrier family 46 member 3. The transcript has 5 exons. NCBI's taxonomy places the organism in Eukaryota, Metazoa, Arthropoda, Insecta, Diptera, Drosophilidae. The coding region runs from base 337 to 2169 and encodes 610 amino acids. Gene Ontology annotation, biological process: transmembrane transport. The record is from RefSeq and is a predicted model, not a curated record. Gene Ontology annotation, cellular component: membrane. Gene Ontology annotation, molecular function: transmembrane transporter activity.
GUUCAGCUCAACGCCGAUGGUUUAGACACUGAAAGCGCAGCUCGUUAAGCCGAAAGUAGCGUCUGAAUAAACACAGAAGGCACUGUGUUUUUGUCACCGCCGUUGUCGUUGUACUUUUAAUUCAAUUCCCAUUCCCAUUCCGAUUCCAAUUCCCAUUCCCAAAAGCAAUCCAACUGCAGCUGCAGUCGCGUCAAUGUAGGUAAUCACCUCGCCAGCAAACAAAAACCAAAAAAAAAAAAAAAAAAAACGGAGAACAACCUGCGAUUAAACAACAGAACAAACAAACCAACAAAAUCGAAAGGAGCGUUUUCAGAUUCCCUCCAGCCCGCCAGCAGGAUGUCACCCAAGGACGGCAGCCUGGACGAUGCCAAAUACGCCAAAUACACGGUGAAUCAUGCGCCACCCCCUCCUCCGCCUCCUUCGACGACGACCACGACGAUGGCCCUGUCCACCGGAUUGGAUAAGUCGACGGCCAAGGAGAAGGAGAGCGCCACAAUGACCCCGCCCCCGAAACGCACCUGGCGGGAGAAGAUCCGGCUGGUGGCCAACAACGUCACCGUGGAACCCAUCCUGGCCGCCUACAUCAUGCCCAGCGUGCUCUCGAACCUGGCCACCCAGAAUCUCAACCUGGAGAAGGCCUGUCGCGUGAACAUGGCCUACGGAGAUGAGGUGUGCGAUGCCCUAACCCGCCGCCAGACAGCCAACUACACACUGGAGGAGGAGACGGUGCAGCAGAUGGUGGCGCGGAUGGCCGCCUGGAAGACGGUGAUCCAGUCCCUGUUCCCCUGCCUGCUGAUCCUGUUCUGGGGCUCGUGGAGCGACCGCCACCGCCGGCGGAAGCCGUGCAUCCUGAUCCCGGUGGUGGGCGAGUUCCUGGGCGUGGUGGGCCUCAUGCUGUGCGUCUACUUCGAGAACGCCCCCAUGGAGGCGGCCGCCCUCACGGAGGCCAUCUUCCCCUCCCUCAGCGGCGGCUGGUUCACCAUGCUGAUGGGCGUCUUCAGCUACAUCGCGGACAUCACCACCGAGGAGGACCGCACCCUGAGGAUCGGCAUCCUCAACGUCUGCUUCUCGGUGGGCGUGCCCAUCGGAAUGGCCUUCAGCGGAGUCCUGCUCAAGCAAAUUGGAUUCUACGGCGUUUUCUCGAUCUCGGCGGCCUUCUACGUGAUCGCGUUCGUCUACGGGUUCUUCUUCCUGGAGGAGCCGGUGGCCCGGCCGGAGAAGAGCGGGGAGCAGAAGAGCCUGCUGGCGGACUUCUUCGACAAGGAGCACGUGGUGCAGACGUUCCGGGUGGCCUUCAAGAAGGGCGAGAACCAGCGCCGCAAGCGGGUCAUCCUGCUGAUGAUCGUGGUGAUGGUGAUCAUUGGUCCGCUGCACGGCGAGAUGGCGGUGACGUACCUGUUCACCCGAUUCCGCUUCAACUGGUCGGAGGUGGAGUUCAGCUUCUUCUCCACCUACGCCAUGUUCACCGGCCUGAUCGGCGUGAUCUUCUGCGUGGGCGUGCUCUCGCACAAGCUGAACAUCGACGAUGCCUUGGUGGGUGUCCUGUCCAGCACCUCGAAGAUCCUGUCGUCCUUCGUCUACGCCUUUGCCACGCUUCCGUGGCACAUGUACUUGGGCGGCCUGGUGGAGAUCUUCAAUGGCACCGCCUUCAUUGCAAUGCGAUCGAUUGCCACCAAGCUGGUGUCCAAGGACGAACUGGGCAAGGUCAACUCGCUGUUCGGGGUGGCGGAGGCCCUGAUGCCCAUGGUAUUUGCGCCCAUGUAUACGACCUUGUAUGCCGCCACGCUGCGGGUCCUUCCAGGAGCCUUCUUCCUCCUCGGCGGCGGUCUCACCCUGUUCUCUGUGUUCAUUUUCCUGUGGAUGUACCGCUUCCAGGUGCGACAACGACAAAAACUGGCCUCUCCGGAUGCGGAACGCGCCUCUGUGAAGGAUCCCAAUGGCAAUAUCAACGCCAUCGAGGCUCUGGUUUUGGCCAGCGAGGCCAAGGGCCAGAUGAACGGGAUCGUGGCCAAUGUGAUACACGAGUCCUUGGAGCACGCCGAUCCUCCCGCAGCCACAAACACCGCCGUGACCUCUGUGACCCCUGUGACCUUGCGACCCGACGAACGGGGCAUUGAGAACCCCGCCUUCGUUCAGGAGGAGGUCAAGGUCAAGGUCAAGGAUUGUUAGGCGAGAGAUGAGAACGGGCUCCCGAUCCCCUCCUCAUGUACAUACUCACAUUCCGCUGAGCAAGUUUUUAGGGGUCAGGAGUAGGUCAAACGGUAAAGCGAUUCGAGCCGGAAUCGAAAUGAAACUCUUUUUCUCGGGCCUCGAAUAACAUGGGACUUCUAACGUAUGAAAAUCGAUUCACAAUCCCCACCAAUCUUUUUCCGAAAAGUAGUUGACGGUAUUUUCAAAAGAAAUGAAACAGGCAAUUUUUUUGAGAAAAACGCAGUGAUUUUGACCAACUAUCUAUAGGGAAAAAUACAUAAACAAUGUCGACAUAUUUGAACUCAAUUCAUUAAAAGUUGAAAUCUUAAUUAGUAUUGAUAAAUUAUACUAGUUUGCAAACUGAAUUGUUUUGGUGUUCCAAGGACUAAAACCUUCUGCACAAUUAAAGUUAUUCAGUUAAAACUACAUUGAUUCGACAAACAUAUUCCAGAUGAUAUAGGGUAUAGCUUAAUUUUCAUAAUUGGUAUACCCAAAUAAACUAAGAUGAGUCUCUGCCAAGGAUGUUUUAAUCGAACGAGAUUUCCCGCUUUAUCCUCGAACCUACAGUCCUAUUCCUAUUCACCUAACCAAUGUGUACAAUUACAAAUAUUAUUUUUUUUAUUUAGCAGUAAGUCUCUAAGUGUAUUUUCGUUUUUCGUUGUAAUUAUCUUAUCUUACUCCGAUUUGUUAUUUUUAUAAUUUCUUUUUUUGCAUAGCUGUAAGGAGUAUUAAGAAGAAUUUAAUAAAUGUAACAUUGUCCGAAA